GAAUAUGUCCUAUUAUUAGUAAAAAAAAGUAUGUCUAAAUAAAGUAAAAUACAAAUAUUAAGUAUUCAAAAGAUGCAUUCAAAGACACAAUGAUAUGUAGUAUUUCACGCUGGUCACUAAGUCUCACUAAUGUUAAAUUAACUGGACAAUUUUCUCUUAUUAUGUCUACUAUAUCGGGUAAUAAGAGUAUAAAGGUGACUAUAGGGGUGUUAUUUCAUGUCUAAAGGGCUCUAAGUUGUAUGAUCAUUGACUACUUUUGCCAUAGCAAAGUGGUAACAAGAACCAGGAAGUAGUAUUUUCUUUCCAUCAUGUUCAAUUAUGCAAACUUGUGAUAUUCCAUAAUGUACCUCAUGAAGCAUAUCUGAAACAUAACUAAAUGACCAUACCCAAAUUGCAGGGUAUAUUUAUUGUAUUCAUCAGGCGGUUGUAGUCUAUAAAGUCAGUUCACAGAGGAAUCAGUCAGUCAGCGUGGUGGCCAAAACAAGCAGGCACGUGCCAGACAUGCAGCGUGCACACUCCGGGGGGUUUAAAUUCCACAAGCGCUCCACACUUAAUCCACCAGACAGGCGACAAAAGCUUACACAGGGUUCGGGUGAGACUGUGAGAGUGAAUUUAUAAUUAAAAUAACACCACAUUCUUUUUUUUUUUUUAUCUCCCAAAAUAUGAUUGUAAUUAUCUCAUUGGUAGGCAAGUGGCAUGAAUCAUAUCCUGUUUGAAGCAAAAUAUUUUUAUUGAUGCUAUCAGAGAGGUAUUCAAUCAACAAUAUGUUUACUAUUAUGUGCUGAAUUAAGGUAACACUGUAGCAUUAUUUCUUAUGCCUGUAUUAUUAAAAAAAUAUUAAUUUGACCAUUUAAUAAUAUUUUUAAUAUUAAGACUGGUCAAGACAGGCACAAUAUUAACAUGUGUGUCAUCUACUGGUCAAAAUGUAAACAAAGUGACGUUUUUUAAAGGAAACUAGGCCUGGACCAUACCAUGUUUUUGCCAAGGUAGGGGGUGUUGUUGUUAGCUCAUUUAGAAUACCUCUAAUGUGUAUAAAUACAUGUUUUUUGAACAUCUUUAUUAAGAUAAAGUUGAAUGUUACACAUGUGUAUCAUAUCCUGUUUUCCCGUCUAUAGAGUAAACAGUAUUCAUAGGAAACUCGAUUCCUAUGAGCCACUCACUGAAGUGAAUCGGGUACUUGAUUCUCUCGUGUUACCCUUCGAAGAUCUCAUGUGUAGAAACUCGCACAUGUGGAAUCGAUUCGGGUUCACGAUUCAGUCGAAUCAUUUGUCACGGAGCACAUGCACAGAAGCCUGCGUGAAUCGGUUACCCAAUUCACUCGAAUCACCCACCACAGAGCACAUCGGCAUCCAUUUCCGUCGUCUCCCCUGAUUUGUUUCAUAUUUAAUAACACUCUGAAAUGACUCCAAUGUUGCCUGAUUUCCCUUUUUUAAUUAGGGCUUGUGAUAGAAGGGCUGAUAAGUGAAAGAGUUAACAGAGACCAGCACCCGUGACUCUCAAUUCAUUGAAAUCGUGCCGAGUUUUGAAGGACUCGUUCAAUACGCAAACAUCUCCAAUGGCCAGGUGGAGGUGGCUACUUAGCAAACAGUGAGAAGUGUUGUCCGAGGAGUAGAAUGUGCGUUGUGCGUUUAUCUUGUCGGUGCAUCAUUUUUCGACAUAUAUUGUAUCGCUAGUUGAUUAGACUUCAAUACAAGCGAGUAUUUGGGACAGGAACAAUUCCACAGGUAAGCUAACGGCUAACGGUAGCGUUUUUGUAUUGGAUCUAAUGAUAAAGUUGGCUUCCGGUUCGACACUUAAGGGGGAAUUUAAGGUGGAAUUGACGUGCUGGGAGUGUCUGUCGUCAUGCCUCUAAGCUCAGGCUAGGGAACCUAUGGCUGGGAAGCUAUUUGUGGCUCUUUUGAUGACAGCACCGGAAGUUGCAUUAAUGAUCUCGGACAGAACAAGUGACGGCCAAAAGAGAGUCCAACACAAGGUAGCAACCCAACUUGCCUGUUCCACUUUGCCAACCAAAACCCUUCUUUCACUUCCAAAAAAUCUAUAAAUUCAUGAGGGAUACGCAGCAGGACAGCUCGGCGAGAGGAAGAAGCACGUUUCUGUUUUCACGAAACCCACUGAUGACACAGUAGGCAACAGAAGGGAAGCAGAGAGCUCGAGGUCCUGUGAGAGCAUGAAAACAAGCCGUGUCACCCCUCCCCGAAUCCCGACAAGACAUGACAUAACACGGGCCACCUGCUAAUCAGCCAUGAUAGCCGUAGAGCUGUGACUGGCAUCCAAGAGCCGACGCCUCUUCUUCUCCGGACCUUCUUGCUGCAUUUUUUUUCUCCGACGAACACAACCUCCUUGGUGCCUGUCCUCGUGUUUCUCUUCAGGAUUCGAAAAAACAUCUCCAUCAUGCAGAGUCCGUCCACCGCAUCAGGUUUCAUUGUUGUCGUUUCCUCCCUCUUAAUUGCCACCCGCUUCCCCGCCGUUGUCAAUGGGGACUGCUGGCUCAUCGAGGGGGACAAAGGUUACGUGUGGCUGGCCAUCUGCAGCCAGAACCAGCCGCCGUACGAGACCAUCCCGCAACACAUCAACAACACCGUCCAUGACCUGAGGCUCAACGAGAACAAACUGAAAGCCGUGUCGCUAAGUUCCAUGUACCGCUUCACCAACCUCACAGAUCUCAACCUGACCAAGAACGAAAUCAGCUACAUUGAAGACGGGGCCUUUUCGGGACAAGCUAACCUACAGGUCCUUCAGCUGGGCUACAACAAACUGAACAACCUGACCGAGGGCAUGAUGAGAGGACUCAGCCGCAUGCAAUGUCUAUUCCUCCAGCAUAAUCUCAUCGAGGUUAUUGCCAGCAAUGCAUUCUGGGAGUGCCCCAGCCUUAGCAGCAUCGAUCUGUCAUCCAACAAACUGGCCCGCAUCGAUCCAUCGACGUUCACCGUUCUCAAUCACCUAAUGGUUUGUGAACUGGCAGCCAAUCCCUUCCACUGCGGAUGCGAUCUGUACAGCUUCCUGAUUUGGUUAGAAUCCUUCAACAACGUCACGCACACUUACGACCGUCUGCAGUGCGAGACACCUCGCGAGAUGUUUGGUUUCCCGCUGCUGAGCCCCAUCGCCGCCGGUCACGCCGGUCGAAAUGCCAAAAACAUUUUAAACUCCCAUUGCCGAGAUGGUGUAAUGAUUCCCGGAAUGACGUCACUUCCGCCGGACCUGGAUGGUUCAUCCGGAAUGGGUCCGGAGAUGUACGGCGGCGUGGGACCUUACCACCAACCCAACUCGUCCACAGGGAUGGAAAACGGCUUCAUUCCCAGCAUCAAACUCCAUCAGGUGUCUUUGUCGUCGGCAUCGCUCCUGGUCCAGAUUCCGAAACCGUUCAGUAAAAUGUACAUUCUGACGCAAUACAACCAAACGUACGUAUCGGAUGUUAUGACGCUGAAGAACAACAAGGAGAAGAUCACGCUCAGCAAGCUCAAACCUCACACUAAUUACACCUUCUGCGUGGCGUCCAUCCGUAAUUCCCAACGCUACAACCACACCUGUCUCACCUUUUCCACUCGUUCCCAAAACAUCCUCCCAACGCCGUCUACCACGACUCACUACAUCAUGACCAUCGUGGGUUGCCUCUUCGGAAUGCUCAUCGUCUUAGGCUUCGUUUACUACUGUUUACGGAAAAAACGGAUGCAUGACGAGAAGAAGAAGUCAAUCUGCGUUAAGAAAACUAUACUGGAAAUGCGCUACGGACCGGAAGUAGCGGCGGCGGUCGCGAAUGAUCCAACGGCGGUCCAUAAGUUGCAAGAACAUUCCAGAGACCACCAUCAGUAUCACCAUCACCACGGGGGGAAGCUUCCGAUGUCGGCGUCGUCCAGUUCCGGAAUGCUACACUCGGCUAACACUAGCUCCUCACGAUUGUCGUCGAUCCCUCAGGUGGAAAAGAUGGCGACCGCUUUCUCCGAGGCUAUGACCAGUAAAGGGAAUUAUAUGGAUAUCCGAAGUGGAGCGGCGGGAAUGGAGAGACUCGGAGGAGACGGCGGACACGGAGUCAUAAGAGGGGACGAUUUAAGGGACGAUGACGGAAGCGAUGUCGGAGAGGAUUCGGAAGACGACGGACACGGAUCCGCAUCCGAGAUCUCGACCAUCGCUAUGGAGGUGGAUAAAGUCAACCAGAUUAUUAACAACUGUAUCGAUGCGUUGAAACUGGACGCGGCGGCUGUCGCCGCUUCGGGGUCCUCGCCAAAUCCGGCUACUUCCUCCAACCCGACGUCGCCGCCGCCGAGUAGCACAUCCGCUCUGACGCGGGGAUUAAUAACACUUCCUCAAGGCAUGACGGAAUCUUGUCCGGUUAACAAAAUUCCACCUCCGCCGCCGCUCCCUGCUUUGAAUACGCCGCUUUCCGAGCGGCCGGGGAUCAGCGGCGGCGGAUUCGUCGUUACGCCUCCGUAUAGACCGCCGCCACCGGCUAACGCCGUACGCCCGAUUCAACGCCAAAUGAGCGCGGAUGCGGCUGUCGUGAUUGUAAACGCCGUGAAGAAACAAAGCAGUACUACGUCUUGUGGUUCCGUUGGUCGGGACCGGGAGCGGGAACGGGAUCGGGAUCGCGGCGGAGCUCGUGUUUAUAGUCUGGAUGUUCCGGAACCGAGGAGCCCGGAUGGCAGUACUCAGUACUCCGACCGUGCCAGUCCUGUGGGUUGCGGGGAGCCCCUGGAAAGACUCCCGUUAGUCGGAAGUAUGAGCUGCACCGCAGCGGGGGGUGGCGGUGGUUGCGACAGUGGUGGCGUUGGUGCCCAACAUCCGGAAAACCAAAUCCCGCACCAUUACCAUCAACAACAACCGCAACAACAACUGGAUGUGCAGCAGGACUACCACUGCUCAGAGCACCGCCAUUCCGUCCCGGCGCUCUACUACGACGGCUCCCACCAGGGCUCCCCGGCUCAGAGGGUGUCCUUCCUAAAACCGCUGUCCCGUUCCCGUCGGGAUGCUGCGUCUUACUCCCAGCUUUCUCCGGCUCGCCACCAUUCCAGCUACUCCGGCUACUCCUCCAGUCCUGAGUACUCCUCAGAGAGCACGCUGAGGAUCUGGGAGCGUUUCCGUCCUUACCGUAAAGGCCAACGUGACGAGGCGUGUUACGUAACGGCCGGGAAUGCCCUUCGGAAGAAGGUGCAGUUCGCUAAAGGCGAGGACCUGCACGACAUCCUGGAUUACUGGAAGGGAGUAUCGGCACAGCAGAAGCUUUGACUCGGGGACCGGUAUUAAGUAUUCUUUGUUUACUUCUGGUUCUACUUUGCCCUUUCUGGGACGGAGAACCUUCUUAAAAGGUAAAGGGAAGAUAAAUGUCGGACACGUUUUGCCUUUUUUUUUUUUUUCGGCAUGCUUGUGUGUAUAGCAUAUUGACUGUGAAACCGUGCCUGGGAUACCUGGGAAUUUUUUUUUUUUUUUACAUUUUACAAUUCAUUGUAGCAGCGCUUCUGGAAUUCUUUAACAUUUGCAGCAUUUCUUGAUCUCACAGGAAGCAAACAGGACGCUAACUGUGCAAUUUGAAUAAUAUUUUUUAGACCGUGCUUACUCAGUGCCGUGCCGUGCGUGAGUGUGGGCUCAUUGGGAAUUCAGUGGGAAAACUCAUGGCUUCAGCCGAGAGGGUGACAUGAUGCAGCACGUGGUUAUAUUUAGACCGGCGUGGAAGUGAAGAGUUGUCAAAAUGUAGGCUCCGUGUACCGGAAUUGGGGGGGGGUAUUUUGCAUUUCAACAGCAACUGUCACACAGGAAGUAGAGAAAAAAAAUAUAUGUUAUAAGGAAAACUGACAUGGUUACAUGCAUUGGCCACACAGCUUGGAGACCCCGAGUUCGAUUCCAUCCUCGGGCAUCUCUCGCAUGUUCUCCCCGUGCAUGCGUGGGUUUUCUCCGGGUACUCCGAUUUCCUCCCACAUUCCAAAAACAUGCUAGGUUAAUUAGCGACUCCAAAUUGUCCAUAGGUAUGAAUGUGAGUGUGAAUGGUUGUUUGUCUAUAUGUGCCCUGUGAUUGGCUGGCCACCAGUCCAGGGUGUACCCCGCCUCUCGCCCCAAACACAGCUGGAAUAGGCUCCAGCACCCCCCACGACCCUCGUGAGGAUCCAUGGUAGAAAAUGAAUGAUUUAAUGAAUGAAACGUGACGCAUAACAUUACAAAUCAUUGUCAGAAAUGGAGUGGGUACCCCCAUGAAAUGGGGUGGAUGCCCCCCCCCGUAUGAAAUGCCACCCCCCCCCCCCCCCAUUUCCGUUUUUUUACGGGAAUUAAUGGGGUUCUCACAAGAGACUCAGUAGCUCCUCACGAGGCUACGCUCUUCUGCACUGUGUGUGUAUGCUAGCAGCCCCGCCUCCACCCACUGUAUGACUGAGAAGUGGGCUCACUCCGUUCAUGCCAUUGUUCUACACAACAAAUGGGCGUGGAGUGAACCCUCUUCCUGUUACCUACAAGCUUUGUACCCACAAAUGCGAAAUUUUGUCACAUUGGGCGGCAGAGCAGAUCAUCCAAAAACCGGAAGGUUCACGGUUCAAUUCUCUCACCUUCCAUUCAGUCACUGUUGUCGUGUCCCUUGGGCAAGGCACUUCACCUUGGAAGCCACGUUUCUAUCCGACUACCCAUUCGGCUGUGGCUACAGAUGUAGCCUACCACCACUAGUGUAUGACUGUGGAGUGAAUGACCAAUGGGUGCAAUUCAUAUCAAAUAUAAUACAUUUUUAUGAUUUCAAUCUUGUGAGAUCUUGUGACACUACGACGAAUUAAUGUCGUUUUACGUGUCAGUGCGUGAUGCGUUCAAGGGAAGAGUACAUUCCAAAUUUUUUCUUUAAAUAGGAAAAAAAUGACUGCCAACACUUUUCAUUUACGUCUAACUUCGGUUAUCCAUCUUAAAACGGGCGUGUACCUUUGGUGUGUGUGUGUGUGUGUGUGUGUGUGUGUUCAGUGGUCAGUGUAAGUGGGUGUUGGCAUGCCUUGUCAGAUUACAUCGUCUACGCCCCAAACUGAUUAUAAUGAAUACUUGUGAAUAUCUAAUAGCCGUCCGGAUUCAUAUAGUAAGCUACGUCACAUGACUAAACACAUGGAUGAACGCACAAACAACAACCGUUAUUUUCCAGACAUAUUAUUCGAAAGUAGCACAGCGCCUCUUGUCGCUACUUUUAAACUUUAAACCGUUUUCCUUUGCAACAAUCUGCCCAAACUGCUGUGAAAUCAUUUUUUUGGCUACCGUAAAAUGUGAAAAACUCAAGUGAUCCUUGUCUCGGAUUUCUAUUUAGGGCUAAAACUCCAUAGAAAAUUAAUUACUGAGACGUUCGAGGUUGUUUUUUUUGUUUGUUUGUUUCUUAUCUUACUUUUGAGCCACUUUAACAGGUUGAUUGUACGUUCCUAGGAAGUGGACGGCGAAGAAGUACAGCUACGACAUAAAAGCAUAGGUCACAACUGGUCAUACGGGAUAAAAACUGUAUGAUGUUUUGAUUUUUGAGGUUCUUUCUCAGGUCAAAUUCUACGGGAGUUUUUGUUUUGGGUUCAGGUUGCAAGAAAAAACACACUUUGUACGUGUUUGUGCGUUGUCCGUACAACCGAUGUGUGUCGUUUUGCUGGUGUCAGAUUUGGGUACAAUGUCGUGCCGUGUAUCAUACCUGCAUAAUCCGUGCGUCCGACGUAUGUCCGUCGUAUAUCUCCUCUUCCGGUCACCAAAAAACAGGGAACGGCAAAAAUUGCAAGGUCGUAAACGUAGAAUUCAAAAAUUUUAUUUUUUUCUCUUAAUUUUUUUACCCUAUUAUAUUCAAAUUGCAACCUGAUUUCCCCCCAAAUUUUACGAGUAAAAAAAAAAAGUGUAUAUUUUUUCUUUAAUAUUUUGCUACUAAAGUGACAUUAUUUUUCCGCUUAAUAUUACAAGCUUAUUUUUGUAAAAUUGUUUUUGUCUUUUUUUUCAAUAUUUCAACGUUUUUCUGAUAUAUAACAAGUUUUUUCUCUUUUCUUUUUCUUUUAAUUUUUCUUUUUCUCUUAAUUUCUCUGAAUUUUUUGACCCUAUUAUAUUCAAAUAACAACUAUUUUUGCAAUUUAUUUUAUUUUAAAAAAUCUAUUCAUCUAUUUUGACUUUAUUUCCAAAAUAUUUUUACUUUGUUUUUGUAAUAUUCAAACUUUUUCCACCACCUAAUUUUCCAAAAAUUACAAUUUUAUUUGUUAUUUUGUUUCUGAUAAUAUUAAAAUUUUCCCAAUAACAUAAAUGAAGAAUAGCUGUAACUAAUAUUGCAGUUUAGCAUGUUUUUAGGAGUUUCUAUAUUGUUAUUGAUGCGUGGUACUGUAAUAUUGGAUAUUGCAUCUCCGUAUUACAUCUCUUCUGGUCACCAAAAAAUGGGAAAUUCAAGUUUUUUCUCUUAAUUUUUCUUUUUCUCUUAAUUUCUCAGAAUUUUUUUUACCCUAUUCUAUUCAAAUUACAACUAUUUUUGCAAUUUAUUUUAUUUUAAAAAAUCAUUUAAAUUAAGUAUUUUGACUUUAUUUCCAAAAUAUUUUUACUUUGUUUUUGUAAUAUUCAAACUUUCCAAAAAACGAGGAACGGCAAAAAUCGCAAGUUCGUAAAGGUCGUGUAUGUCUAGUUGUGACCUAGCCCCAAUUUUUUUGGUCGACUUUUUAAUGCGUCCUGUCAUGAGAAGCGUUCCCGCCACAUAUCAUAAUGAUGUUGAUGGCGGCGGCAAAUAUAAGUCGGAUUUUUUUUGUUUAUGUCGUACUUUUUUUUUUGCCUACCAUUUCCUACGAUUUUUAAAUUCUUUAGAAAACACACGUUGCUUUUUCUUGGUUUUGCAUGUGAUGGUUCGUUAAAGACUUUUAAUCUCAUUUGGGGUUAAAUAUCUCACACAGAAGGUUCGAUACCCGUUCAUCUAUCUGGGAUCAUCAAAGGUUGCCAAUUUACUGUGAUUAAAGCCAAUUUUUAACAUUUUUAUAGGUCAGGAUUUCCUUAUUUGGUGUGUUGGGCUGCCAAAGCAAGUUUAUCCAAGUGUGGAGGUCGGAAUUAGAUGUGUAUUUCCGGAGGGGGGGGGGGGCUUUAUUUGGGCUGCCAGUCGAAAAAAAAUGUCAUGACAUAAUGUAAAAUUCAUUUCAUGUUUCAAUCUCAAAGGGAAUUAUUUGUAUUGAUGGAAUCGGUGAAAGUAAACAAAAAGUGCUCUCCUGCUCAGUUCGAAGCCGAGCGACCUUUUUUAUUUGGAAUUCUAGCAUUAAAAGCGCUUUUUU
Molecule: messenger RNA, 9206 nt
Organism: Doryrhamphus excisus (bluestripe pipefish)
Lineage: Eukaryota; Metazoa; Chordata; Actinopteri; Syngnathiformes; Syngnathidae
Gene: elfn2b
Product: extracellular leucine-rich repeat and fibronectin type III domain containing 2b
Cellular component (GO): plasma membrane
Molecular function (GO): protein binding
Source: RefSeq, a predicted model, not a curated record